Molecule: messenger RNA, 414 nt
Organism: Laccaria bicolor S238N-H82
Lineage: Eukaryota; Fungi; Basidiomycota; Agaricomycetes; Agaricales; Hydnangiaceae
Exons: 5
Source: RefSeq, a predicted model, not a curated record
UCAUCACCACAUCCGUGUCUGACUGAGAUCCUCCUGGACGAGCACGAGCGAGGCCGAGAAGAGAUUGUUAACAGGACACUCGACACCCUUAUCGAUCGCGAACAUGUCAUAGAGCGACGGGAAAUGAAAAAAGAAGAGAAGCAGUCACAUGUUCCAGUUCCUCGACUUGGGAAGGGAGAUCGGCUAGACGAGACGAGAGCCAACGAGAGGGGAGAGCUAAGCGCACGUUACUUGCACAAACACCCCGUCUCAAUAACGCGGAAGACAAGGAUUGGUCGCUACGACUGUAAUGCCGGAACUGGCAAGUUCUCCUCAGGAUCCCGCGGGCAAGAUGGUGACGGCAAGGAGAUUGCAGAAGGCGGCGAGCAUGGCGAGGUGGGGAGUAAAGGCGAGCAUCAUGCCAGGUUGACGUGA